Messenger RNA from Trichoplusia ni (cabbage looper), 3916 nucleotides. RefSeq lists its product as uncharacterized. The record is from RefSeq and is a predicted model, not a curated record. Gene Ontology annotation, molecular function: RNA binding. The coding region runs from base 626 to 2056 and encodes 476 amino acids. Lineage: Eukaryota; Metazoa; Arthropoda; Insecta; Lepidoptera; Noctuidae. The transcript has 3 exons.
ACACAAAUCUAAUAUUAAAAAUAAAAUGGAACUGGUAUUUUGAAUAGCUAUGUUUUUAAGUAUACGAAAGUGAGAAAAUGCAUUGCUGAUUGCAUGUUUUACUGUAAUCGAACCAAGAUAGUAGAGUAUAUAAUGUCUUCGAAUCGAACAUGUUAUUUUCAAACGAAAUUGUAAAAGGAGGUUCUCUUAUCGUAUGUAUUUUAUUUACAUGUCUUUGGAUAAUUCAGAACUUCAGACUUGAACCGAUGUUGUUGAUUCUUUUUUCAUUUAACGUGAAAUAUUUCAUGUAGUUUUGCUCAGUAGUUUUUAUUCGUAGCUUAGUUAUUAUUACUAUCUGAAGGCUAGGAUAAUCAUAAUAUACAAAAAUAAAUUAUUUUGAACUUGUUAACGGAAUCUGCUCCACAGACAAAAUGACGCCGCAGCCAAAUUGCUUUACUCUAUGUGACAAAGUCAGACAAAGAAGCUCACUUCGUAAACGAAUACGGGAAUACUAUAAUUCUAAUUGUAAUCUGUGGUCUUCUUAAAUGUUAUUGAUCGGUGGCGUAUUCAAAUACGACUCCAAAUUAUUGUUAGAUUUGUUAUUGUGCUGGUUUAUGAUUUAUUCUUCAAAGGUAACGUAAAUAAUAUGCUUGAAGACGUUGGAAAUGGUGAAUUGAUAGCUCCUCGAAUAUCAGACAAGUUCGUACUCGAAGCAAAAGACGCUAAAUACAAUAAGAUUGCGGGAAAUAUGAAGCCUGUUGAAAACACAGUUUUAGCGUCUCCGAUUUUACAACAUGAAACAGGUUAUGAUUUUAAUGUUUUGCCAGUGAAAUCCAGUUGCGAUCAAAAUGGAUGCCAUACUCCAGACUUACAAAAAGAAGAGCUCCAUCAAAAUAAUGCCUCUCUAGUUGUUACCUUAGAAGAAAAAUUACCGAUCGCCGAAAUUGUUGGAGAUGAUCUUUCAGAUUCCUCAAAAUAUGUCGAUUGUUACAAACGCAAGACAGAACGUGAUCAGUCAUCACUUACAGUUCUUGAAAAGCAAGCCACAGUAAAUAAAGAAAACGAAUUGAAUGUAGAAGAAGUUGCUCCUUCUGUUAAACCUGAGUUAUUAGUGCUUGAAACAAAUGAAAAUAACUGUCAAGAAGGUAAAAUACAUACUUCUGACAAAGAAAAUUUAAUAACAACAUCAGCGGAAGACAUUGUUGAUGAAUCCCUCACAGGAAAUGGUCAAGAGAAGACUGAAAACAAUGUCUCUGAAAGAGAUGAGUUAGUAAUCACUACUCCUGUAGAAAAAGAAACUCAGAAUGAAAAAUCUCCAUCCCAAGACUCUGCAAAUCAAGAAGUAGAAAAAGAACUGCCUGAGAUAGCUGCAAGUGCCAAAUAUACAAGAAAAGAAAAAAUAAGUACAUCAUCCACAUCAAAUGAAAAAAUAGAAGAAGCUGAAGCAAUUUCAGAAGAUGAUGGGGACAGUUCUUCCAGUGAAGAAGAUGACGAUGCUUCAGAAGAAGGCAGGACAGAAUCUGAGUCUGAAACUGAAACGUCUAGCAGCGAGGACAGUAAAUUAGGCCAGGAAAUGAGUGGUAGACAAUAUAUUACUCAUUAUGAGCAGCAAAAGAUAAAGGAAUUCUACACACUGUAUCCCCCGGGUAAAGUGGUUUUGCCUAGAGGAUUUUUAUUACAUUUUUGUGCGUCAACACGCAGAGAAAUUGUAAGUUUGAAGAGAGAGGACAUCAAUAAUGCUCUGGUAGCUUUAGGUGCUGAAAUAGCAUUUAUAGAUUAUCAAAAAGGUGACUUAUUUGGAUGGGUGCGCUUUAAAGAAUCUUGUGAGGCACACAAAAUCUUAAGCCAAAUGCCUAAUAACACACUAUUGAUAAAAACCGUGUAUAUGGUGUUUAAAAAGGUGCCCAAGAAGGAGGAAACGAAGUAUUUAACUGAAGCGGGGAAGAGAAUGUGUAAGCUACGCCAAAAUAAGGUCAGCUUAGAUAAGAAACUAAAAAAGCUCAUGAUAGAAAAAAAAAAAUUAAUCAAGCAACAAAAGAGGGAUUUAAAAAAGUCAAAGCAGGAAAAUCAGUCUUGAUAAUCUUGGGAAUCUCAUGAUAAUCUUUGAAAUACAGUCAACUGCAUGAAUAGAAAUGUUUUGAUAAUUACAGAGCCUUAUUUCAACAUUUUUUUGUACCAAACUUAUGGGGUUGACUGUAUAUAUUGUCCUUUUGAGCAACACAUGGAAGGUAUGAUUUUUUUAUUGUUAACUAUUUUCUUAAUACAACUGAAUAAAAAAUAAAUCUAGAGUUAGAUAAGCAUGCUUUAAUUAAUUAAAUUUUAAGUAAGGAAUAAAAAUGCAGUCCCAUGGAAGUGGGUAAUUUUUAGGCAUGAAGAAAUGCCUAUAAAUAAUUUUAUCUCGAAGAAAAUUGGCUUAUAUUAAAUCGAGCUUGUCCCAAAUUAUUAAUUUAACUACCUACUGUAAAUCACUAUUUCGAAAUAUUUGUCUUUUUAAAUGUUAGUUUUUCUUAUUAAAUUUUGCGCCACGGAUCAACGUAGAACCGCGAGUCAAUCUGUCUGUAGGCCUGUUUUAUGGAACGCGUGCAGCUGACCAUCCCUCUCCAACAUGAUAUGUUUGCUUAUUGUUGGACAAGGCAGAAACAUAAUGAAGGUAAGAGAGUGUGUGCGCGUUGUAUUAUAUUAUUGGCUUUUUUAGGGUGCCAUACUCAAAGGGUAAAAUCGGGACCCUAUUACUUAAAGGCACCGCCGCGCGCCGGCUGUAUGUACGUCUGUCAUCAGGCUGUAUCUAUUCUAAGUUCGUACCUAAUUCUUUAUUAGAAAAAUAAAUACGUAUAGAAAUGAAGUAUUCGUAAAUAACAUACCAUUGACUACACAGCGGUCAUAUUAUUAAAUUACCUGUAUGUGUAAAUAGUAAGUUCAAUUUUCUAGAAUUGUACUCUCUGUCUCUGUACUAAGCUUCGGAGCACAUUGCCACCGUAUUGUCUAUAAAAAGUUAAUUCGUUGCAAAUUUGUUUGCGCCUUGCAAGAUUGAACCGAUGAAGUAAAAAGCCGUAGUACUUCUGACCAGGGCCGGAUUUAGGGGCCCAGAGGCCUCGGGGCAACAAAGGAGUGAAGGCCCCCUUGCCCCAAAUUAUUUUUCAAAUAAUAUUAACAAUUUUGUAGGUAAAAAUGGCUGUAGGUAAAGGUAAAAGCGAAAAAAAAUAGCAAUUAGACUCCCGUGUUGUGCACAAAGGUACCAAUUAAAAUCUAAAAACGAUUUGCAAAUGGCAGUAUAUUAUAUAGGUAGCAUAAGGUUAAUAUUUAAGUAACUUUAGUUAGUUAUAACACAUAAUCGGACGUAAACCUGACGACGCACAAUAUUCGACUGAAACGCGAAAUCUGAAAACUAUUUUAAGCUAAACUGAAUUCUGUGAUCAAGUCCUAGACUUUUGAUUUUAGUUAUUUAUUUUAGAGUAUUACUUAUUUGCUUUAAAAUUUAUCUGAAAAGUUCUAAGGACUUAUAUUUUCAAAUCUAGGACCAUUUGGCGUUGAAAUGGAAUAAUACAUACAUAAUAAAAUAAGUACUAUUUUUCAGUGAAUAUUAUCAAAAAUGUGAUGUGAGUGUUUGACACCGUAUUAGUCGUGAAUUGAAAGGGUGGGUGGCAUCCUAUACGAGUGAAUUUAAUCCUAGUAUUAAGAAUAUAACUAUUGUAUCCAAUUGUGAGUCGUAUUUUUAAGAUUCACCUUUAGCAUUAGAUUGAACACUUUUUGUGUGUUUGUCUUAUUAUGUACGUGGUUUGUAGCGAUUAUUCUAUUUGAUUGGCACGAUGAAUAAUAAAACUGAUUUUUGUGUGUUACCAUGAUGUGCCAAAUUGAAAAUAGAAACGUCUAUCCUGUAUGAAAAACCGAAUUGUAAUAAAAUAAUCGUGUUCAAUGAAAAAUAAACGAUGAAAUGAUA